Aureobasidium melanogenum CBS 110374 is the source of this 621-nucleotide messenger RNA. RefSeq lists its product as uncharacterized. The record is from RefSeq and is a predicted model, not a curated record. Lineage: Eukaryota; Fungi; Ascomycota; Dothideomycetes; Dothideales; Saccotheciaceae. Bases 1 to 621 code for a protein of 206 amino acids. The transcript has 2 exons.
AUGAAGUUCUCCGCUGUCGUCGUCGGCGCCUUCGCCGCUCUUGCUGCCGCCCAGGGCUCUCAGGUCUCCAGCGCCGUCUCUUCGGCCGUCUCGUCCGUCAGCUCUGGUGCUUCCAGCGCUGCCUCCAGCGUCACCGACCGCUCCUCGCGCUCCAGCUCUGCCAGCGCUGGCAGCAGCGUCACCACCUCUUCGAGCGCUUCCUCCACCACCUCAUCCCAGGCCAGCUCUACCGCUUCUGGUGCCGAGGACGCCAACAGCUCCAGAACCAGCGACACAACCUCGACUGAGACCAUCUACUACGAGUACCCCAACACCUUCCACAAGCCCGUCUCCCCCACUCUUCUCGGCAGCAAGGUCAUCACCAUCACCAACGGUGUCACCCCCACCUACUCUCUUCCCAAGUCCGCCUCUACUUUCGGCGUCACUGUCAGCAACAUCACCACCACCUUCACCUACACCAACACCUUCCACAAGCCCGUCUCCAAGACAUGGCUCACCACCCAGACCUACCAGACCACCAUGGGUGUUCCUGACCUUGCCACCACCUCUGAGGGCUCUGCUGCCAAGAACGCUGUCGGUGCCGUCGGUGCUUUCGUUCUCGGUGUCGCUGCUCUCCUGUAA